UGGCGUUAAUAACGGGUUCGUCUUCAGGUAUCGGUGCCGCCACUGCUAUACUAUUGGCCAAAAGUAGAGCCAAUGUUGUCAUCACUGGACGUAAUGCUAAUAAUGUGUCCACAAUUUGCAACGAGUGUACAGAAGUGUCACCAAACGAUAUUCUGGUGAAUAACGCGGGCAUCGGAUCCCGCGCUCCCAUCACUGAUGCCGACUAUAUUCCCAAAUUAAAGGCAAGUGGAGGCAUAUCUCCGUAUCACAUGUCUAAAGCAGCUCUGGAUAUGUUCACCAAAUGUAUUGCCGUUGAUUUGGGCCCAAAAGGCAUAGGUGUUAAUUCAGUCAAGUAUUUAUAUCUUGUUUAAAUAAUUAUUAUUAUCAUAUACGUGAAAUAA
This is a messenger RNA of Medioppia subpectinata, 380 nucleotides long. The record is from the annotation of a GenBank genome assembly. Lineage: Eukaryota; Metazoa; Arthropoda; Arachnida; Sarcoptiformes; Oppiidae.